CAUCACUUGGGGACAGGCUGCAAGAUACCAGUGCAGAGCCAGGUAUAUAUCUCCACCUGGGCACAGGCUGGAAACUACCAUUGCAGCACAGUUCCAGAAAAAGGAAUAGUAUUUGGAGCAACUUUGACAGAAGAAGGAAUUGCACAAAUUUACCAGCUUAUAGAUUAUCUACAUAAAAAUCAGCGUACUGAGGGAUUGUUUCGUAUUCCGGGGGACAGCCAUCGACAACAAAUUAUUAAAGACUUGCUCAACAGUGGAAUGGAUAUUGAUGUGGAGUCUGGAGAGUUUCAUCCUAAUGAUGUAGCCACUUUACUAAAAAUGUACCUCAGUGAAUUGCCAGAGCCUUUGCUGACACACAGGCAUUAUAACGCUCAUUUAAAAAUUACCUAAUGCUUUUCGAUGCCAAGUGUAAUAGGACAGGCGUACCAGAUUAAGAGCGACAGAUCGAGGCAUUGCAACUUCUUUUCCUGCUUCUCCUUUCACCAAACAGAAAUCUACUGAAACUACUGCUGGACCUUCUCUAUCAGACAGCCAGAAAACAAGAUCGCAAUAAGAUGUCUGCCCAUAACCUUGCUUUCAUGUUUGCACCUCAUAUAAAAUGCCCUAAAAUGUAGUCAUCAAUAGGAAAAAAAACAUUUUAUUUAAAAAAAAAAUAACAAUGUUCUUAUUAAUUUGUCUCAAACUGGUGUGGUGUAUUAUUUAUUAUCAAUGUAAAACUACUAGGUUCUAAGCAAUACAAGUAUAGUAUCCAACAUGAGGUAACAAGAAAGAUGCAAGUACAGGAAUCCCAUCUCCUUCCAAGUUUAAACCAACAAUUCUUCAAAUUGUUUUCCAUUAUAAAAAUACUACCAAGAACUGAUGUUAAUUAAGCUAGUAUAAAUCUAUGGUGGCAAAACAAUCCUAUUGUUUAAUUCUAUUAUAUUUGAUAUACUACACCAUAAAAAUCAUGAACAAAUCCCUUUAAAAGUAAUUGGCUCUUCUAGUGAUCUGGGGUUUUCUGGAUAAUAGGUCUUUCUGUAAUUUGGAGCACUAUAUCUUAAAGGGAUAAAAAAACGG
Molecule: messenger RNA, 1056 nt
Organism: Xenopus laevis (African clawed frog)
Lineage: Eukaryota; Metazoa; Chordata; Amphibia; Anura; Pipidae
Gene: arhgap19.S
Product: rho GTPase-activating protein 19-like
Exons: 4
Source: RefSeq, a predicted model, not a curated record